GCCCGGGCGGCGGCAGCAGCGCAGCCCCAUGUCCAGAGGAGGGGAGAUGGUUUACAUCCCGGAUGACUCCGACUUCAGCUCCUUCAGGGAUCAGUGCGAGAGCCUGGAGGGCUGGCACUGUCGGUACAACAAGGCUGGCGUCACCGUGUGGAGUCAGGGCCAGGAGGAAAGCUGCACCGUGCAGAAAAUCAAGACCCGCAUCUCCUGCAAGGAUGUCCCCGCCGAGACCCUCUAUGACGUGCUGCACGACACCCGCUACCGCAAGAAAUGGGACUCCAACAUGAUCGAGACCUACGACAUCGGCCGCCUCACCGUCAACGCGGACGUGGGAUACUACUCCUGGAAGUGCCCGAGCCCCCUGAAGAACCGCGAUUUCGUCACGCUGCGCUCCUGGCUGCCGCUGGGCAAUGAUUACAUGAUCAUCAAUUACAGCGUCAAGCACCCGAAAUACCCGCCCCGGAAGGAUUUCGUGAGAGCCGUGUCCCUGCAGACCGGUUACCUGAUCAAGGCCAACGGGGACGGUGCCUGCAUCCUCUAUUACCUCACCCAGGUGGACCCUCGCGGGUCGCUGCCAAAGUGGGUGGUGAACCGCGUGUCCCAGUUCGUGGCACCGAAGGCGAUGAAGAAGAUUUACAAAGCCGGGCUCAAGUACCCGGAGUGGAAGCGCCGGCACGACCCCGAGUACAAGCCCUGGGUGUAUCCCGAGCAGAACACGCUGCCCAGCGUCAGCCUGGCCGAGCUGUCCGUGCAGCACGCCGAUUCCCUGGAGAACAUCGACGAGACCGGGCUGCCCGAGGAGCACCUGAGCACCAGCGACCACGAGGCCUGAGCCCUCUGCUCGGGGGAAUCCUCUCAUCACCCAGGCUCGGCAGCCAGGGGGCACGGCUGGGAAUUUGGCUCCCUGCUUCCCAACAGUCACAUCUGCUCUCCAACUCCUUCAUCACUGACCUCCCUCCCUAGCCAGGCAGCGGGGAUCUGCAUCACAGGGGCUGCAGAGAGGGAGGAUGGGCACUCCCUGUGCCCCUGGAGGUGUCCCUGCAGGAGACAGUGCUGGCAGUGGGUGUUCUGUGAGAGGCUGAGGCGGGCACGAGCUUUCCUGGCGCCAGGAUGUGGCUCUGCCACUGUAAAACCCUCAAAAGCCCAGAGCUGGGGGGGGUCUGGGGGGGUCCUGCCCAGGUUUUUUCAGCAGCACGAGGUUUGGGUUGACCCCAUCUGGCCUGAGGUGCAGCUCUGCCAAGCCCGAGGUCAGGCUGGACCCACUCCAGCCCUCCACACCCCUCCAAGCUUAGUGAGACCCCCCAUCUCAGGGAGCCCUGCCAGGCCCUCUCCUGGGCACCAGGCUCACCUCUGCAGGCUGGCUCUAGCCCAGCUGGCUCUGGGGACCCCUUCCCCGCGGGGUUUGUGGGGUUUGUCCUGGCACUGGGGUCUUGGGCCGCCCGUGUCCCCACUCUCCCCGUGUCUGCCGCUGCCGUGGUUCCUGGCACAACAAUAAAGGGGUUGGUGUGUGUGCGAGAGCUCGGCAGGCUGGCACAGGGUGGGGAGGGGCUGACUGGGACAGGAGGGUCCGUCCAUGCA
Messenger RNA from Ficedula albicollis (Collared flycatcher), 1575 nucleotides. Its product is annotated as PCTP-like protein. Gene Ontology annotation, molecular function: lipid binding. The record is from RefSeq and is a predicted model, not a curated record. NCBI's taxonomy places the organism in Eukaryota, Metazoa, Chordata, Aves, Passeriformes, Muscicapidae. The coding region runs from base 29 to 829 and encodes 266 amino acids. The transcript has 6 exons.